Anopheles cruzii is the source of this 1381-nucleotide messenger RNA. Its product is annotated as gastrula zinc finger protein XlCGF8.2DB-like. The record is from RefSeq and is a predicted model, not a curated record. Bases 17 to 1168 code for a protein of 383 amino acids. Lineage: Eukaryota; Metazoa; Arthropoda; Insecta; Diptera; Culicidae. The transcript is spliced from 4 exons.
ACUGUGGUCGUGCCAGAUGUGCAACAAAAAGUACACCACCAAGAACCUGCUCGAGGUACACAUGAACAGCCACACCGGAGAGCGGCCGUACAAGUGCAGUAUCUGCGCGAAAGACUUUUCCUCCAAGUACGUGAUGGCCGUGCACAUGAAAACGCACAACGAUCGUGUCCGGAACUUCGAGUGCAAGAUGUGCGGUAGUUCGUUCUACAGUCGCAACAAUCUGAGCCAGCACGAGCGCACCCAUUUCGAUAAGCGGGACUUUAAGUGUAGCGACUGCGGAAAGGGUUUCCUUUCGCAGCACAACCUGAACGUGCACAAAAUCAUCCACGCCGGCGUCAAACCGUUUACCUGCCGGACGUGCGGAAAAAGUUUCGCCCGGAAAGGCGAAAUUGUCGACCACGAACGGAUUCAUACCGGAGAGAAACCAUUCACAUGUGACUUUUGUCCGGCAAAGUUCGCCCAGCGCUCCAACCUGAUCUCGCACCGUCGGGUGACCCAUUUGAACGACAAGCGGUACAAGUGCGAGGAAUGUGGCGCCUGUUUCAAGCGCCAACGGCUGCUGCUUUAUCAUACCCGGGCCAUGCACACGGGAGAGCGGCCAUACAAGUGUGAACAGUGUGAGGCGACGUUUGUCUAUCCCGAGCACUUCCAGAAACACAAGCGUAUCCACACCGGCAAGAAGCCGUACGCGUGUGAGGUGUGCAAUAAGACGUUCAACACCCGGGACAACCGAAAUGCGCACCGUUACGUGCACAGCGACAAGAAACCGUUUGAGUGCGUGUUGUGUGGAGCCGGCUUUAUGCGCAAGAUGCAACUGUACGCGCACAUGCAGAAACGUGGCCACCUGAAUGACACCAUCAUCGUGAACCAGCCGCGCAUCAACGCCAACGAUACACUGGAGUAUACGCACGAACCGAUCACUGAAGAAGUAGGCGGUGACGAGGAGCAGUUGAUUGACGAAACCAACGACCUGAACGUCAAUAUGCAGAUCAUUUGCGAGGACAAUUCGAUCGAUGACCUUAUCGAAACGGACGAGUACUACCCGCAACAGGACGACCCAACGACCGAGCACAUGCUGGAUGAAACGAGCAGCAACAGUAUGACACUGGCCUCCCAGCUUGACAUUGCACAGAGCGAAGACUGGGAAAGUCUUAUCGUGCAAGGCUAAAAUAGCCAUCUUGGAUUGGAUUUGGAUUUUUACUUGCAUUUAGAGCGGGACAGAGUAAAGGAAAAAGAAUCUUGAAGAUGGCUCGCCUUGCGAUUAGCAGUCGCUGUGCCAAGGUGUGUGUAUAUAUUUGUAUCCGCUUUAUACGCGUAAGGCCUAGUUCUGUACUGGUUGCAGUAACCGUAAUCAAGUGAAAAGAGACGAAUGUUUGGCUAU